AUGCUGGCCAGGAUCAUAUUUUGCAGUGCAGUCCUGUUGGCAACCUUGACAGUAAUUCUGCUGGCUUUGUUUUCACCACUACCUAAAAGAAAGCCAUCACCGCCAUGGCUGGACCUCUCCUUGUACAUCCAGCAACCACAAAGUCCCAAUAUUAUUGAUGCAACAAGCUCCAAUAAUAAUAAUGAUCAUGUGGCACAAUCUUCUCAAUCAGACGGCGGAGGAGCAUUCAUCUUCCACCGCAUGCUCACAGAGGGACCCGAGAACACUUCUCGGGUGGUGGGGAAAGCGCAAGGGUUCAUUAUCCCAGUAGAGCAGUUUGCAAACUCGGGUUUCAACAUAAUCUAUCUCACCUUUCACACGCCUCAGUAUUCGGGUAGCCUAAGCGUUGAGGCCAAGCAUGUCUCCCCGAAAGACACCGAAGAGCUUACUGUGAUGGGUGGAACGGGGUCGUUUGCUUUUGCAAGAGGACUAGCUGUUUUUGCUCAGAGUAUCCAUGGUGAUGCCACUUAUCAUGUAAAGUUGCAGCUUAGAUUUCCUAAUAAUCAGUCUCGGACGACCACAAUUCUGGGCUGA
This is a messenger RNA of Prunus dulcis (almond), 573 nucleotides long. RefSeq names its product dirigent protein 11. Bases 1 to 573 code for a protein of 190 amino acids. The transcript has a single exon. Lineage: Eukaryota; Viridiplantae; Streptophyta; Magnoliopsida; Rosales; Rosaceae. The record is from RefSeq and is a predicted model, not a curated record.